Molecule: messenger RNA, 2271 nt
Organism: Contarinia nasturtii (swede midge)
Lineage: Eukaryota; Metazoa; Arthropoda; Insecta; Diptera; Cecidomyiidae
Exons: 5
Coding region: 243-2054 (603 amino acids)
Source: RefSeq, a predicted model, not a curated record
AUUAUGCUCUCAAUAAACAACUGACACUUUACAAGCAGCACUUUUUCCAUUUAGUUCACAUUUUUCGUUGUCUUUUUAUUUCGUUUGCGUGUUAAAUUUACAACCACUUUUGGUUUUCAUCUUCCAUCCACAUUUACUAUAAUUCAUUGUCAACAUUUAUUGCAUUAAAAAUAGAAUAAUUCCCAUGAAUAUUUCAUCCAGUUAAACUUUCUCACUCUGAAGUAAGCAAAAAAUGUGUUCAAAUGGAUCAGUGGGUGACGGACGGUUUUUAUUCGCACUUUCCCAGCUAUUCACAACAGCCAACACGACGCGAAGCAUUGGCCAAAGCGCGACAGCUUGAUUAUCAAACAUUUUUAAGUCGUAUCUCACCAACGAAAAUUAAAGCUGAUGGAAAAGGACAAAAACGCCACACACCAAAUGAUAACAAUACAAAACGACAGAAAAUACCAUCAAAUGAUGUACCGAACGAUAAAUUGCCAAAAUUAGACACGAAAUCUAUUGAUGAUACGGAUACUAACGGUGAAUCGGAUGCAAGCUGUCGUGUCGAAAUCAAAAAUAGAUUUCUAGAUGAAUUAGAGAAAAUGGAUCUUCCAGAUAUAAUCAAUGAACAAAGCAUAAAAAAACGCAAUCAAAAAUUAAAAGAGGAAAAAAGAUUGAAUAACCUACGGUAUCAACAAGAACUGUUAGAACAAAUCGAACAAAAGAGACGUGACAGAGAGAAACAGAAAGCCAAGGAACAAGAAGAAGAAGAAAAACUAACCAAACGAAUGGAGGAGCAAUUGAAGUUGGUACGUGUGCAUGAUGAAAUUGAAAAUCAACGUCAAACACGUCAACGUGAAAAAUCACGCAUUCCUCUCGAACUCAAUAGGCCAAUGGUAAAUCAGCAAUCAACAAAACCGCCAACAACAGUCCGUUCAGAGCAAUUGGACAUAAACACGAGUCGUGUGUAUGAUGAACGAAAGGCUCAAACUGACCGUGGCAAAGAGAAUUUGAACGAAUUAAAGCGUAACGAUAAGGAAAUUUAUAAUUUUUUCACCAAUUCAGCUCACAAUCAACUCAAAGACACUCGCUACAGUCACUAUUUUGACUUGGAAGAUGUUAGCGAAAAUGACACUUUGCCAAAUAGCAUGUCUUCAUUCACAUACAAUACAUAUCCGACAAAAUCGAAUCGCCACCAGGAUGUGGUGCAUAAGCAAUCGCACUCAGAUCCACAACAGCAACAGCCAAUAUGCAAUUUUUGUAAGCAUAAUCGCUUUUUAGCCCGUAGCCAAGAGGAAAACAUAGCCAAUGGAUAUAUAUGUGGUUCAUGUGAAAAUGAACCGAUUUGUCUAAGUUGUCGCAAGGAAAUUUGUGUACGAUGCAAAAAACCAACACACAACGACGACCAUGUAGCGAAAAUGCCACUUCAGCGUUGUAUCAAACAACGAAACACUGAUUCCGAUUUUAUCGUUGCUAAAAAGCCCGAAAUACAACCGAAAUCGAAAUAUGUCCGUUUGGAUAAUUAUCAACCGAUUUACACAGACGAAGACGAUAGUCUGUCUGAUCUCAGUUCAUCCGAUCACAAACCAUACUCAUUCAACAUUGACCAAUCAUCACUGUUUCACCCAUCCAAAUCUCGUCUCAGUCGAAAGCUGUCGGUAAACGUUCGAAAUGGUGAAGUGUCUGUGAAGCCAGAAGAUUCAUUCGAUGAACUUAAGCGCAUUACGAAUGAAAAAAUUCUGAAGUACUCGAUGAAUUAUGGUGAUUUCCUAAGAAAGAAGACAAACGAAUCGAAAAUGGGGCGUGUGCAAGAAACUCGUUUUCCAAUGCCGAUUUUAAAACCAACAUCGAAUCCAGACCCAAUGCCAGUCAUGAAACAAAACACCAAGGAUCUCAUCGAAUUCGCUAAGGAGCUUGAACGAGGUGAUCACAACAUUUUCAGGCGAACCGAAACAAAGUACCAGGUUCCCGCCGUUCAGACAAAUAAGGUUGUUCAAAACAAUAAUACAAGCAGUACGUUAACACAAGUUGGUGCCUUCAAAAAGCAAUUGCUAUUAGAUAAGCUUAAUUUUUAGGUUAAAUGUGCCUUUUUCCACUGUAAUAUUUAAUACUCAUCGGGCUCAGUCCCACCUUUUUAUAUUGAAAAAAAAAGUAAGAAAAUUGUUUAUUGUAUUAGUUCAAUGUUUAUAUACCCCCAAAUAUUUUGCACUUUGUAACUUAAGCCUGAAAACAUGAAGAAAAAAAACAGAUGAUUAUGAUAUAAUUAAAAGAAUCAGUAUUUGCAUUAUUCUA